UAGGUCGUGUUGUAAAAAUAAUGGUGUACCUAACAGAACAAGAAUUUGGAACGUGGAAUGGGGAAACAGUGAAAAAGUUCACGUGGAGGACCGAGAGUGGAUUUUCACUUACCGCUCUCUCUUUUGGCGCUAUUGUACAAAAUAUUCAUGUACCAGACAAGGAUGGAAAUUUAAGUGAUAUUGUACUAGGAUUUGAUGAUCUCCAAAGCUACAUAGAUCGUAACACAGAGAACUAUGGUUGUGUUGUUGGUAGAGUCGCCAACAGGAUUGCUGAGGGAUCAUUCCAACUAGAUGGAGUUCAAUAUAACCUGAGCAAAAAUCGCAGUCCACAUCAUUUACAUGGCGGCCAUUUAGGGUUCGACAAGGUAAACUGGAAUGCCACGGUGGAUGGUACCAAAGUAAUUUUCAGCAGAGUAUCAAAAGAUGGUGAAGAAGGUUAUCCAGGAAACAUUCUCAUCAACAUUAUCUACGAAGUUAAAGAUGAUGAUACGUGGUCCAUAGAGUAUAAAGGAGUUACAGAUAAGAAAACUAUUGUUAAUCUGACUAAUCAUUCUUACUUCAACCUGGCUGGUCAUGAGACUGGAGCUGAAGAAUUAUACAACCAUGUUAUUAAUAUUAAUGCUGAUAAGUAUGUAUUGACCAGAUCGGAUUGGAUUCCUACAGGCAAACUAAUCAAAAUAGCAGGAACACCAUUGGAUCUGUAUACGCCAAAGCGUUUGGGCGAAUUUAUAGAGUUCUCGAAAUUAUUAUUCCACCACAACUUCUGUGUUGCUACAAAUGGCAAUAAGGGCAUGAAUUUCGUAUCCCGCGUGGUGCACCCAUCAUCAGGCCGCUUCAUGGAGGUGUACAGUGACCAGCCCGGAAUCAAUUUCUACACGGGCAACUUCAUGCCCUCUGAUGACCUUCCAUCCAUUCCUGGUAAAGAGGGUGUCGGUUACCGUCGUCACAGCGGCCUAUGCCUCGAAACCCAGAAAUAUAUCGAUGCUAUACAUCAUCCAAACUUUCCUUCAAUAGUCCUGAAGCCAGGGGAAGUUUAUACGCAUAAAACGGAGUACAAAUUUGGAGUGGUUAGGAAUGGGAAUGGAAACGCUAAACUAGCACAGAGGGCGGCCUUAUCACUAAAGAGUGAUCUCUUCUAG
Messenger RNA from Colias croceus (clouded yellow), 1139 nucleotides. Its product is annotated as galactose mutarotase-like. Gene Ontology annotation, molecular function: aldose 1-epimerase activity; carbohydrate binding. The transcript is spliced from 7 exons. The record is from RefSeq and is a predicted model, not a curated record. Gene Ontology annotation, biological process: beta-D-galactose catabolic process via UDP-galactose, Leloir pathway; glucose metabolic process. Lineage: Eukaryota; Metazoa; Arthropoda; Insecta; Lepidoptera; Pieridae. The coding region runs from base 21 to 1139 and encodes 372 amino acids.